UUCCUGAGCACAGUCACUGCUCUGUGAGAGAGAGAGAGAGAGAGAGACAGACAGAGAAAGAGAGAUAAUGAGUGAGUGGGAGGAGGAAGUGAAUGAGUAAGAGGAGGGAGAUUCAGAGGAGGGAAAGUGAAUAUGGUAGGGUAAAAGAGAGAGCAAAAUAGAGAAAGAGAAAGAGAGAGAGAGAGAGAGAGAAAGAGAGAGAGAGAGAGAAAACGUGGGGGAGAGACAGACAGACCACGGAAUGCUGUGAUGUCAUACAGUCGUUUACAGAAGAACAAGGAUUCGUCCAGGCUUGCACUCCAGGGCGACUAGACUCCAGCCUUGCUGAGGACUACGCUUCCACUGCCCAUUCAGAACUGUAGAUUUCCAGCUGACGGCCGGCAUGUGUGGAGGUCCAGCCUAGGGGGAACAUGGUCAGCGGUACAGACGGGAGAUAGAGGGAGCUUUUGUCUGGGCCUAGAACCUCCUCUUGUGGGGCUCUCCCUCCCUCCCCCCUCUCUCUGUCUUGCCUUCCUUCUUCAUUUGAAAAGUCAAAACUUCCUCGGAAGAUCUUCUGCGUGUGGUCAGAGAGGCAAUCAGGAGGAACAGACCCCCCUGCGCUUACACACAGAACCCAGCCCCCCACUCCGAACCCUGAAAAUGCUGCAGCAGAUUUUAAAGGACAUGUACAUCGACCCGGAUGUGCUGGAGGCGCUGAACGAGGAGCAGAAGAAGACCCUCUUCCUCAAGAUGAGGCAGGAGCAAGUGAGGAGGUGGAAGGAGCGGGAGGAGAAGAUGGACAGGGAGGGAGGCCUGGGCGGCCGCCCCAAACCCAGAAAAGCCCAUUGCAAGAGUGUCAGCUGGCUCCUGGGUCGAGAUGGAGAUGUACACGUCUGUGUUAUUGGAGAAGUGGACGAAUUCAAGGCUUCCAAACUGAUCUACCCUGGACUAGGGGAACGCAAAGGUUCAAGCGUUCACAAAAACCCGUGGUGCCAGAGUGACAUCCUGAAGGGCAAUCUGGUGAAGCAAACAUCCCCCGACCCAGCCAGAGCCCAGAGGGAGAAUCUGCCCCCUGCAGCCCAGACAGGAGUGCAGCUGAAUCUCAGGGACAACACUGAAGAUCUGAAGGCAGCUGCUCACUUGCCCCCUCUGCAGGAACCAAAGGAGAGCCCUGUCACCCCUAAAUCUGCGGUCAGCCCGAAGGACUCCAGCUAUCAGCCGAAUCUCAGCCACGGCAGCCGGCCCCUGGUCACCGACAAACCCGGCCCCCUGGACCCGGGGGGCCGACACCACGUCCCGCUGCCCGUCACCGCCAGGCUCCGCCCCCAGGACUCUCAGGAGCAGCAGAAUGACAAAGGUGCGGCGAGGGGUUUCCGGCUGGUGGCAGCUUCUCGGCGGGCAGGGCCGGAAGGGGCGGGGCCUGACUGCGGAGGGAAUCAAGGUGUGGCUCGUGGACGUGUGGCUCAGCUCAUGAAGAACUUCAACGCGCCUAGCAACAAGCUGGCCACGCCCCACUCCAAACCCCCCGUGCCAAGCAAACCUGCCCACCUGCAAAUGCUCCCCUCCCCCUCACUCAGGUAAUGCCCAGGACAGGGCGUACCUGCCGAGACUUAAACCCCCCCCUGCCCCCCCACCCCCACCCUGUCGCUUCGCCCCCACCACUCACUGGACAUCUCCAGCUGGCUCAGGACACCCGAAGGGGGGGAGAGGGGGUUGGCAGGUGGUGGGUUGAGGGUUGAGGCUCGAUGUACUACCACUGUUAACUUAUUUAAUACUCUUCUUGCUUAAGUUUUUAAAACAAUACUUAAAUAUCAAAAUCUUUUUUGUUGCUGUUUUUCAUUUGGUCUUUUUUUUACUUGCUGUACCUACAUACGUAAAUUCUGUAUUACAUUGUGCAUUUGGAUGUUUUAAGUACUGUACACUGCUCUCAGAGAGAGACAGUUUUUUUCUGUACAUCCAAAGCACUAAAUUAAUUAUGCAUUUGAAUUUCAUUGAUUAUACCUGGUUUCAUAUUCAUGUGGCUUUGUCCCUGUGAACAUUUUUGUGAAAGCUGAAAGGCUAAGUGUUUCGGUGAAACCCCGGCUACGUUUGAUUGAAAAGUGAAAGCUUUCUAGCCGACCAGGAUGUAGCCAGGCUAUAUUUGGGUAAAACUAGAGCUAUAUCAGGGUUAACCUAGUCCGUUUAUGUCAAACGUCAUCAACCUAGAUUUCCACCCCUUUAGCUUUCGCUCACUUGAAUGUCCACAAGAAGAGUAUCCUUUUUAAAAAAUGAUUGCAAGAAUAUGCGUGAUAUUUUCUCUCAUGAGAAACAUGAGACGUAUGUUCAGAGCUUCUGUGCACCGUUGCUGUUUACUGAACUUCAGGAGUCAAUCUGGGGCAGGGCCGCCCCGCCCCGCUCCUGGAGAUCUACCGUCCUGUAGGUUUUCGCUUCAGCACCAACAAACCACACAUCAUUCAACAGCUAGAGGUUCCAUAGAGCUGUUAAAUAUAGAAUCAGGUGUGCCAAAUUAGGGUUGAAGUGAAAAACAUACAGGAAGAUCUCCAGGAACAGGGUAGGGCAGCCCUGAUCUGGAGGCUGUAUUUCUGUGUUUUGCUGUAGGAACCAGGAACUGACAGUCAUGCUGUAUGUGUUUGGGAGAUGUAGGCAAAAAAAAAAAAAUGUUGUCGCUAUGCUAAGAAUGAAAGAAAUGCUGUUAGAGAGGGAUUGUUUUGCGAUGCUUGAAAGGCCAUGCAGGUAUUUCACAACCAGUUUAUCCCCCAAACAUGGCGACUCCAAACGCCGCGGUUGCUGAUGUGCGUGUCGAGCGCCCGUCUGCUUGCCUUCCUUCAUGCUCUAGUGGGAGGCGACGGUUACGCGGCGGUGGAUGCCGCAUUGUUACCGGGUCGCAUCCGUUUGUGGGUUUUUCGUCGCGAUUGGACAUUCGAAAUAACACCGCAUGCCAAUGAUUAUGAAUGAAGUUUACUAGCAACGACACUGUUGCGCGUUCUCUCGAUGCCGAGGCUAGCCUUUUUUUUUUCGCUGAACCGGUUUACUCAAGUACACUUUCUCUAUGCGAGAGAAUUCAGCUCGGGCUGGCCACGAUUACCACAGGGGGUCCUUAUUUAUGGGGGAGUGCAUUAUUGGCAUAACGACCUCAUACAGCCAUUCCAGUACCUUGACUGCACCCGCCUCCCUUCUGAGUCUCAAGUAGAACAAUGGGGCUGUCCAAGCAGCACUGGUUCUGUGGCAAGUGAGCAGAUAAGAGUAAAUUACCUGUGAUACUCCAGACUCUUUUUCUGUCCGUUCGCGUGCAGAACAACGAGCCGGAGAUUGCGGAACUGAGGGGCGGAACAAAAAAAUAGUUCUGUUUAGAAAACAGUGUAAAUUCACUGACCCAGACAGGGUCAGGAGGCUAAUGGAACACUUUCCUUACCCACAACUCGGCAACGGCGCAUGAAUUUCCUGUUCCUGUCACAUGACUGUAGAAAGCUGACUCCUUCUGUCACGUGACCUUUUGCUUUUCAGGCCCGAGUGGUUCCAACUCUUGUUGACUGGGUUAUCCCUGAAAAAAAAUGACUCACUUCGACAGUGUUUAUGUUUUGUGUUUUACCUUUUCUGUGUUACUGUUUUUGUUAACUAUUAUUCAAAUGAUGUUUUAUGGCACAAUGCUUGUUUUUCACAGUUGUACAGCCUGUUUGAAUUGCUUAUUUUUUCACAGUCGUAAAGCGUGCUUGGAGGGGAUCGGUGUCUUGUGGGUUUUUGUACUCUCACAUCACAACCCAGAGUGCUGUCAGUACAAUAAAGAACUCGAUCCUCCAAA
Molecule: messenger RNA, 3778 nt
Organism: Anguilla rostrata (American eel)
Lineage: Eukaryota; Metazoa; Chordata; Actinopteri; Anguilliformes; Anguillidae
Exons: 7
Coding region: 640-1560 (306 amino acids)
Cellular component (GO): cytoplasm
Source: RefSeq, a predicted model, not a curated record